GUUUUAUUAGCAGCUGUGAGUGAGACAGGUGAGAUCAGCUGCAGGACACUUAAGAGACGCUUCAGAGACGCUUCAGAGACGCUUCAGAGACGAUCAUGUUGAAGUUUCCUCUUCAUUUCCUGUUGCUGGUGGUCCCUGUCGUCAUGGCGAUGCCUGAGCCCUUCUACUCAGGCGACGGGGAGUCUCCUCGCUUCCUUCCUCCGAUGCCUCCUUACCCGCCCAUGGACGGCCCCGAACAUUAUCCCGAUGGAGACAACAUGACGGGGCCCCCGGAUGGCGCCGUGGAGGCUUACUGUCAGAUGCUGCUGCAGGGCCCGGAGCCCGUCCCCGCAGACCACAUCCCCUGGUACUGUCUCUGUACACACUGUAAGAGCAGCCAGGGGCCCAAAGGGGACAGAGGAGACCGUGGACCGCCAGGUCCUCCCGGCAGUCCUGGACCAAGAGGGUUGACGGGGUUCAGAGGUCCUCCAGGUUUCGUGGGCAGACCAGGAGUCAAAGGACAGAAAGGAGAUGAGGGACUGAAGGGGGACCGGGGACUGCAGGGCUUUAUGGGAUCCAAAGGAGAGCGAGGCUUUAAAGGGGAGAAGGGGGAGUCAGGUCUGGAGGGACGUAUGGGGGAUCAGGGUCCUAAAGGAGACGAUGGCGUCUGUCCCGGUGACUGUGAGGCCAUUGAGGGUCCCCCAGGACCUCCCGGUGUUCCUGGCCCUGUGGGGGUCAGAGGUCCACAUGGUGAACCAGGACUGCCGGGACCUAAAGGACCAAAGGGGGACAUGGGUGAGAUGGGUCACCCUGGUGUUCCUGGAUCUGAGGGUUUGAAGGGAGAACCAGGACCCAUGGGGGACUGUAACUGUACAGACGGAGAGGAUGGGGCCCCAGGACAGAGGGGGGACAAGGGAGACAAAGGGGACCAGGGACAGAUGGGGCCCACGGGGCCGAUAGGGACACAGGGGAUAAAGGGAGACAUGGGGUCCAUGGGGAUGAUGGGUCGUCCUGGUCCCUGCAUGCCCGGCGUCCAAUCGGCCUUCGCUGCAGCGCUGACGACCAGUUUCCCCCCGCCCCUCGCCCCCGUCAUCUUCGCCCACGUUCAUUACAACAUCCAGGGGAGCUAUGACCCCGCCUCUGGCGUCUACACCGCCCCCGUCAACGGCACCUAUGUCUUCAGCUUCCACGUCUCCGUCUACCAGCGAGUCCUCAAAGUUGGCCUGUUCCAUAACUUCCAGGCAGUGGUCAUAAACACAUGCGUCAAACCAUUUGGGACAACCUCGCAGUCCGUCGUCCUCCACCUGGCCCGCGGGGACAUCGUGUGGGUCCAGGUGAAGGACGCCGUCACUAACGGCAUGUACGUCAGUAAUGAAGCCAGCAGCACCUACUCCGGCUUCCUGCUCCACCCUGACACGUGUGACAUGCCCUUACUGAGAGCGCCCAUCGUACCUGUGAACGGCACCUACACCUGGCCCGCGUCCUCUGACCCUAUGCCCACCGCUGCUGAUGAGUAAAUGCUCGCCGCUGACCUGUAGGACAUAAAUUAUUGUAGAUCCAUAAUGUGCUUUUCCUAAAAUCAUUUAACACCAAUCAACCGACAGACGAUCAGAUUCAACCGCCAAAAUCACCCCCAAAUUAGCCGUCGCCAAGUUAACCAACCAGAUAAAUCCAGAUCUUUAACCCCGCCCCCACAGCCCAGUUUAUUGUGAUGUCACUGCGUCGAUCUGUCACACCUGAAGAAACUGUUGGCAUCGUACGUUUCUACAAACCACCAAUACGUUACAUCUUAAUGGUCCUGACAGUGAGGAAAGAUGGCCGCCUCUCUGUUCUGUGUUUGUGUUCCUUGCAACUUUUCAACCACCAGCCAUUUUCAGCCGUUUCCCAAAAACCCUAAUUUUAUACCCGUAUGUUUUCCGAACGUUUUCCAAUGCGUUUUUGUACCUUAACAUAACCUCGCUGUCACCACAACACAGCUGAAAGGUAAAGUUUAAACUCACCACAUGUCACUAGUUUGUCAUCAGUGACCUUCACAUUUAAAUCUGACACGCUGGGUUUCCUCUGCCGUCUGUUGUUGACGUUCCGAGGCGGCGGGUUGUUACCUGUUCAUUAGAUUCAGGCCUAGUCCACACGAGCACGGGUAUUUUUAAAACCGAACUUUUUUGGCAUCCAGUUAUUAAAAACUCUGCAUCCAUACAAGCGGUGUAAUAAAAAUACCUCCGUCCACAUGACACCGCAAAUUCCACUAUCA
This is a messenger RNA of Epinephelus moara (kelp grouper), 2230 nucleotides long. Its product is annotated as complement C1q tumor necrosis factor-related protein 7. Bases 96 to 1496 code for a protein of 466 amino acids. Gene Ontology annotation, molecular function: protein binding. The transcript has 5 exons. NCBI's taxonomy places the organism in Eukaryota, Metazoa, Chordata, Actinopteri, Perciformes, Serranidae. The record is from RefSeq and is a predicted model, not a curated record.